Molecule: messenger RNA, 635 nt
Organism: Aplysia californica (California sea hare)
Lineage: Eukaryota; Metazoa; Mollusca; Gastropoda; Aplysiida; Aplysiidae
Source: RefSeq, a predicted model, not a curated record
UAGUUCAACAACCUUUUUGAAGAAUGAACUGAGCCUCGGGACUGCUUGUGAGGUUUACCUGUUACGGACUCGUGAGUUCCAAUAGACCUUGUCUGUGAUUUGUCAGAAGGCGGAGAGAGCUAGAAGAGCAUGGUCUAUUCUUGUUCCACUUGUGUGAAAAUUCCCCACGACUACUACUCUCGCUCUCGUGCCCUGCUCCAUGAGACGCAAUAGACACACACAUGAAGUCGUGCGCGCCUCGGGUUAGUGACGAAGACAAUCAGUGCGCGACCUCGGACCGGGGGACUUCCCCCUCCCUGCAAGAUGGCGCCUCUCCCGAAUCUGUAACGGACCUGGAUCUGAGGACAUGUGAGAACUUUCUAGAACCGCUUGACUUACAAUCACGCCGCAAAGCGAAACGUCUGGGACUUCCCGAUGACCCCAAAGAGACUCUCGCUGGGACACCGCCGUGUGAGGGCGAUAGUGGGGAGCAGCCAGCCUCCUCUUUCACUCCGCUGCUGGAGAGACGGAUGCUUUCCCCUUGUGACGUCAGCAGUGCGUCGUCUUUCCUGGAAGCUGCCUGCAUGAACUUUGACCCCGACCGUAUGGAGGAGGGCCAUCUGGAUACUAUAUUGGAGGGCUGCACUUUUCUAUGG